Molecule: messenger RNA, 1413 nt
Organism: Fusarium musae
Lineage: Eukaryota; Fungi; Ascomycota; Sordariomycetes; Hypocreales; Nectriaceae
Exons: 5
Coding region: 1-1413 (470 amino acids)
Source: RefSeq, a predicted model, not a curated record
AUGCGCACUAACUCUGAGGAGGGUUUAGAAAUUCUCACCAAGAAGGUCAACCUCUGCGAAACUGUGCGAAAGAUCUUGGGACAGCCCCAGGGCGACAACUUCAUUCAGUCCUCUAAUGCAAUCUGCCAAUGCUUCCCGCGCAUUAGUAAAUUGAGUGCAACGUCAGGCUUCAAGUCAUUUGAGAAGGGAGUUUUAUCGCCUGCAGAUUCGAAUGAUGUUGAUCAAGUUGUGGGGGUCCAAAAAUGCAUGAAUGAGUCGGGCUUCCAGACAUUUAAUGACCGGGAUAAAGUCAAAAAGACCCUCCAGUCCAAGGCAAAACCCAAAGUGCUUAUCAUCGAGGGUCCGGAGAUCAACGAAGACAGAUAUUCUAAGCUUAUGGCGAUUAUCAAAUCCUGUAAGCCAGGGUCCUUUUGUACCGACAUGCAGAUUCAAGAGACCAUUCAAAACCUCUUCACUCCAUACAUGGCCGAGAUCGGCCGGCAGUUCCGAGAAGGGCUCUUCGUUCCGUGGGUUCCCCUUCUAGAAAACCUACUGUCAAUCUCCAGUGACUUCAAUACGGCUGCUCAAAAUAUCGGAUCGCCUUUCCUUGGCUUCAAGUCAAGAUAUGAUUAUGCCACCCAAACCUCUUGUGUUGAGCUUGGUAGCUGUGAUGGGCCUGCUGUGUCCUCCUUUUUCAAGCAAGUCGGCGAUAUGGUCAAUAACAUCCAGCUUAUUUACAAAAUGCGAGUCCCGGAUACAGCGAGCAACCUACUUACAACAUACAUCAAGGAGGCGCAGGAUGCAAACACAGCCGCUGAAGAACUCCCAGAUGAGCAGGCAAGUGCUGAUCUGUUCAGAGGAGGCGAAAUUCAAACUGUUCAAGAUCUUUUCAAGUUCAUACCCACCGUUGACCGUACAUUCCUCCUCCAAAGGAAGAUAGGAUGGAUAGUUGACUUUUACGCGGGCUACUCGGCCGAAAACCGAGACCUCGUUUUCUCAACAUUCAGCUCAUUGGUAAACGUAAGCAGUUCAAGUUCCGCCGCUAUCGAGCAAGAACUCAACAUCAAGGAGCGUCCUGAAAACGACGACUUGCUACAGCAGAUAAUCAUGAUGAAGACUGUCAUGAAGAGGGAUCUUUACGAUCAUCUUUCUGCUAUGAAGCAAGCUUUCAAGCGGUAUGAUGAUCUGAUCGCCAAGUCAUCAUUUGGCCCUGGCAAGUCUGGCGUUGUUAUGGAGCCGAGUGCCAUUAGCUACCAGCGAUGGACCAAGGUUCCCAAGAUGGCCAUGCCUUGCUCGAAGCAAACUACCAAAACCUUCAAUAAGUCGGGAUUUACGAAGACUUUUUCGUUCACGGAGUAUUCAAAGUGUAUGGUUGAGGGCGCAACUGCAUAUUACCCCAAGCUUCAGAUCCCUUAUCUUCGGUUGACAUUGUAG